CCCUCUGUAGUAGUUAGUAACUGUAACAAGCAACAGGUUUCUGAUCCAAGCCAAUCCACGAGCAAAACACCGAACCAAGGCACAAACAACGAUAAGAUCCAGCCCAGCCCAGCCCAGCCAUGUCCGAAGCCGAAGCUCCCCCCGGCCUCCCCCCCAAGGAAGAACCCGUCCCACCGCCUCCCCCCCACGACCCGACCGGGGCGGCGGCCGCCGCCGUGGCCGCCGCGAACAACGUCGGCGUGAGCGUGAACGUCGUCGACGUGGACGUCUCCAUGGAGGCCCCCCCCUCCUCGGAGGUCCUGGCCGCGGCGGCCGCCGCCGCCGUAGCGAACGUCGGCGCGGGYGUCGAUCCGCAGCCGGCACCGCAACAGCCGCAGCAAGCCCCGCCACCGGCCGGGGGAGCCGCCGGGCCCGUGGUGCCGGUCCAGCCGCCGGUGCCACAGCAGCCCCAGGCCACCGGGAGGCUCUCCCUCCUGAACGAGGAGGACGCCCAGGGAAAGAGGCGCUUUUUCCCCAGGGUCAAGCACCUGAUUGGAAACAAGGAGUGGGAAGAAGUGAGUUGAGUUCCUCGGGAGUCUUUUUGUUGCGUGUAAUGUUGUGUUGUUUGAUGUGAUGUGAUGUGAUGUGAUGUGAUGUAAUUUUGAAGAUGUAUGAUAUCGAAUCGAUUCGUGGCUUUGCCUGCUCCGGUUGGAUUCUUGUUGCCCAUGCCCCUCGAUGCACUUGCUUUGGUUUCCUCUCUCCUAACCCUUCCCCUUCCAUUUGUUGUCGUUGUCGUUGCUGUUUUGCCGGCCCGCCAGUUCCUCACGCAGGUCCUCCAGUGCAUCGAGGAGGCCGGGGCACCGGACGCCGCCGCCGCCUCCCACAAGUCCAACAACCCCUGGUACCGGGCCUUUGACCUCAUCUACGGGGGCGUCGCCCGGGAGUACUCCAUCCCCACCGGCAAGAACCGCUACCACAAGUUCAAGGACAAGAUCCUCGAGGUCUGGACGGCCCUCGAGCAGCAGGAGCCCGGGGCCAACCACUGCCGGGACCUGGCCCUCGAGCAGUACGAGCGCUACAAGGUGGCCUGCUCGGAGGCCAGCAAGACGGGCACCGGSGGGUCCCAGGGAGGCGGGACCGGCCCCCCCGGAAGCAAGGCCGCCAAGCUGGGGGCCCUGGCCUCGCCCCACGGGGCCUACGCCCUGGGCAGCGGGAGCACCAGGCUGGCGGGGGGCAAGCGCUCCUACAGCGCGGCCAUGGGCGGUGGGGCCUCCCUGUCGGCCUCCUCCKCGGGAUCGGCCGCCGGCCUGUGGAAGAACCUGGACGAGGCCACCCUGCUGGCCGGCCUCCCGGACCGCCUCCGGUCCCUCGUCCACCUCAAGCAGCUCGCCAAGGAAAUGGUGGUCGGGACYGGGAACCGGCCCAUGCGCAAGGCCAUCGAGGAGCACGGGAAGAACCUCGACGACGCCUACCUGGCGGAGCUGGUCCGGUACCUCGGGGCCCCGKCGCCAGCGGCGUCCGCACCCGUCGCCGGUGCCACCGAGGACGUCGARAUGGGAACCGGGGCGGAUCCCAAGGAAGAAGACGCGGGCGCAAGGGCUCCCGCCUCGUCCUACCAGAGCGCCCUGGAGGCCGCCUUUCUCUACCGGUACGCCUCGACGCUCCAGGAACAGAAGCUCCUGGCGGACGCCUACCACAAGCACACCUGCGCCUGGUGCCUGGACCCCUCCGGCGGCGCUUCCUCCGCUGCGGAAGACCUCCCCCGGGCGGCGGCCCCUUCCAGUGCCCCGACCGCCGAGGCCCACGUCCCGCCGGUCGUCGAGGCCCCGGUCCCCGACGGGGGGGAGGCCGCCGCCGCCGUCGCGGCGGCCGCAGCGGUGGACGUGGCCGUGGUGGCGGCCGUCGAGGACCAGGGCGCCUUUGCGACGGAAGUAUAGCACGCCGGUGCGGGUUAGCUGCCGUGGCGGGAGGGCACGGGACGGCCAGGGAAGGCAUCGAAAAAAAAAACAAUCGAGCAAGAAAAACAAAGCGAAACGAACGUGCUCGAWAAGAAGCACCAUCCGUUUCUCAAACGGAAGCAACCGGAUGGCACCAUCGAUUCGGACGACAACACCAGCAACAAUAGUCAUAGUGRUUAGAAUAAGUGCAGCAUAAUGCU
This is a messenger RNA of Pseudo-nitzschia multistriata, 2137 nucleotides long. The record is from the annotation of a GenBank genome assembly. Lineage: Eukaryota; Bacillariophyta; Bacillariophyceae; Bacillariales; Bacillariaceae.